CAUACUCAGUUCCUCAAGCCACCCAGUACUUCUUGCCCAGACGCUGCUUUACCUCGUCAAUGGUCUUCAGAAUCUACCUGCUUCUGCGCCCAAUAAAACCAACUGGAUCUCGGAUGCUGCGCGAAAGAUGCCAUGCAGAAGCAUCUUACUGGUGCCUCCUGCGUGACUGGGAACGAUGAAGUCAUGGGCGCACAAGAAGGCCCGGAAUGCUUGAUUCUUGAGGUUGUCUUUUGCACCAAUGCGGGCAAGCUGCGUCGCGCUUGGAUGGUGCUUCGAAGGGCUAUCGGUCUUGCCCAACUAAUGGGCCUGCAUCAUGAUCAACCGGACAAACUCAUAAUACUCGAUCCCCAAACCAAAGCCUCAGCAUCGCUCAUGUGGCAUAGGCUUUCGAGCCAGGAGAGGUACUUGGCUCUCAUGCUCGGUCUACCUGCUACAACUCUUGAUAACCCGUGUACGGCAAACACCAAGUUUACCCCUGAGGAAUCUCCCUACGACCAUCUUGAGCGUAGUCACAGUCAGAUAAUGCGCCGCAUCACUGCUCGAAACGAGAGAAUUCAGCUUGGGGACUUUGGGGUCACGCGACAAGUUGACCAAAUGCUGUAGGUGGCUGCUCAGCGUAUGCCUGCCGAUUGGUGGCUAGUUUCAAACACUCGACUGAAGCAGCAUAC
Molecule: messenger RNA, 668 nt
Organism: Colletotrichum godetiae
Lineage: Eukaryota; Fungi; Ascomycota; Sordariomycetes; Glomerellales; Glomerellaceae
Exons: 1
Coding region: 133-603 (156 amino acids)
Biological process (GO): DNA-templated transcription
Molecular function (GO): DNA binding; zinc ion binding
Source: RefSeq, a predicted model, not a curated record